This is a messenger RNA of Phytophthora nicotianae INRA-310, 387 nucleotides long. RefSeq lists its product as hypothetical. The record is from RefSeq and is a predicted model, not a curated record. Lineage: Eukaryota; Oomycota; Peronosporomycetes; Peronosporales; Peronosporaceae. Bases 1 to 387 code for a protein of 128 amino acids. The transcript has a single exon.
AUGGCUAACCAAAUCGCCAGGGCGAUCAUUGCCAACCCGUGCCUGCAACCUCCCGGGUUAAUUCCGAACUGGCAAGAGCACUAUCUCACAGGAGCAGUGCCUGGGGAUUCGACUGCGGCUGUGUCGACAAUAGGCAGCGGUGGAGAUGAUUCUAGUACUCCCGCUCCUCCGCCAGCAGCUCGUUCGAUCAAGAAGAGAAGGAGAGCAGCGGUGACACGUCUCUGGGCGUGCAUGCUGAAGCUGUUCGUUGACUCUCGUCUGAUUGAGCACUCCGUACUCGUCUCUUCACCUUCGUUUGCUCUGUGUCGAUCUCCUGCGGGCACUCCCGAUCAUUCUCUCUUAGUAGUCGAAGUUUCACACGCUUUCAUGUCUUCUUCCAAAUCGUAA